Messenger RNA from Parnassius apollo (apollo), 237 nucleotides. The record is from the annotation of a GenBank genome assembly. Lineage: Eukaryota; Metazoa; Arthropoda; Insecta; Lepidoptera; Papilionidae.
AUGUUUAUGAUUCCAGAACACGAGGUGACAACUCUCAUAAACGAUGUGUAUGCCAUUGUGGCGGGUUUGCCGCUUCCCUUCCUCGGAAUGACUGGAGUUAGUGCCUGUCCUCAGGUGACCAGAAGCAGUGACGGUUCACCGGCGCCCUGUCCCCUUGCCGCUGGAGAAGAAUAUACCUACAACAACGUCUUCCCCAUCGCGUUCUCUUAUCCCAACGUAGAUUUAAGAGUACAUUAG